Molecule: messenger RNA, 500 nt
Organism: Chelonia mydas (Green sea turtle)
Lineage: Eukaryota; Metazoa; Chordata; Testudines; Cheloniidae
Product: cystatin-A
Exons: 3
Coding region: 89-391 (100 amino acids)
Cellular component (GO): cytosol
Molecular function (GO): cysteine-type endopeptidase inhibitor activity
Source: RefSeq, a predicted model, not a curated record
AUAUCAGAUGUCUGACUAUUCUUGGUCACAUUUGCUCUAGAUUUUGCUUGUCAGAGUUUCCAAACAUCCUAAGAAGUUAUUUGCCACUAUGAUGCCUGGAGGCUUAACCGAGGCCAAACCUGCGACUCCAGAAAUCCAAGAGAUUGCUGACCAGGUGAAGCCACAGCUGGAAGAGAAAGAGAACAAGACGUAUCCAGUCUUUGUAGCCAUAAAAUAUAAAACUCAGGUGGUUGCUGGAACAAACUACUUCAUUAAGGUUUCCAUCAGCAACAGCACCGAUGAGUGUGUACACUUGAGGGUGUUCCAAAGGCUUCCUCAUCAGAACAACGGGCUCAGUCUUACCAGCUAUGAGACUGGCAAAACCAAAAAUGAUCUACUGAGCUAUUUUUAAUGAGAUGCUUGGGAUGGGCUCUUCUGUUGCUCUUUCUGCAGACUCCCAGCUCGUACCGCCAGUGCCAAUACAUGGAUGAAAAUAAAAUGAAUCUGAUUUUGAAAACUAA